AUGCCGCCACCAUCGGCACCUCCAGUCUCGCCAACUACUCAACCCACCUCCAUGGUUGAGCCGGACGCUAGCGAAAGUUUCGCCCUUGAAGAAUCCUCCAGCAAAGACGCCGCCAGCGAGGGCGCCGCCAGCAAAGCCGGUCAAGAGGGCCCAACGCCUCAACUCGCGCUCAUCUUGCGCCAAGCCCCUGACCGCAUCCCAGCACUUUCUAAGCAGGAACUCUUAGGCUGCAUCUUCAAGACCCUCCUCACCGAAUACGCCAGACGGGACCGGAUCCAGGUCCAGCACUCCAAGUCCCCGUCAGAGCGCGAGAUUUGGCAGGCAAUGAUGACCGAGCAGGCAGCCCGCGACGAAGAACUAUCGCGCCGCCUAGCCGGGCGCGACAGUUCCGCCGCCGUCGGCUCGUCAGAGGGAGAUGUGGACAUGAACGCAUUGCUCCAGGAGCUGGAGAUCCGAGACACGACGUUGUUCGCCUCCCGCAACCAGAGGCAACAGUUUCGCCUGGGACAAACCGGCCACGGAAGAGGACUUCUACGCGCUGCUCGCCGAGUGGGAGGCUGA
Molecule: messenger RNA, 561 nt
Organism: Coniosporium apollinis CBS 100218
Lineage: Eukaryota; Fungi; Ascomycota; Dothideomycetes
Exons: 1
Coding region: 1-561 (186 amino acids)
Source: RefSeq, a predicted model, not a curated record